AUCAUUAAGUGUUUUUACCUUUAACUUGCCUAUCACUUUCGGCAAGCAGAUCCUCCUGGAUUUUCAUGAUUAACUUUUAAAUAAGAAGUUUUAAAUAGAAACUUGGGUCACUUCUGUGGUCACCAGGAUUUUCUAGCCUUGGCAAUGUGAGACAGUACCAAGACCUCCUCCACAGAUCUUUUUCAGAACAACUACAGCAAGCUACAAGGCCACUUCUCUGCCAAGACUCCUCUACUCUGCUCUUGACAGGAUAACGACAAGAACAUUGACAAGAGAAGGAAACAUAAAGAGAGCCAACAACUGUUGUAAAAUUACUCUUAUGAUGACAGAGAAGUUACAAGGAUUUGACAGCUCCCAGGAAGACCUAGAAAAGAGAAAGAGAGAGAUCUUGAGGCGUACCAAGAGGGCAUGGGUGCCUCUGGAUGAGCAGCUGCUUCCUGGCUCUGAGGAGGAAAGCCAGACAGUCACUAACCAUGUGCAGGAUAAUUCCAAACAGGAAAGUAUCCAGCAGUGGCUAGACUCUGGAUUCUUUGUCUCUGUAAAUGAAAACUUUCAGCAGGUCAUCAACCACACUGUUCCUUCGCACGAACAAGGAAUGGUUCGGAUGACUGUGAGAGACUACAUGAGAUCUCUGCAUGAGUUCUCAGAGACCCCUACCCUAUCCCGAGGGACUAGUUUCAAUUCUUGCCAUUCUACCACAAGUGUUCCACAAAGCAUUCCUGAAUGGUUGGACUUUUGGGAGACAGAUCCAGUGGAGAUUCUCUUGGAUCUGGGGUUUGGUGCUGAUGAGCCAGACAUCUGUACACAAAUCCCAGCCAGAUUCCUUGGUUGUGGCUCAGCAGCCAGAGGAAUCAACAUCCGUGUUUUUCUUGACGCUCAGAAGCAGCGGAUGAACACUGAGAAUCCUGAUUUGUAUGGCCGGUUCCGACAGCUGGAAAUCCUGGAUCAGGUGACAAAUGCCUUUUCAUCUUUGCUGAGUGAUGUUAACACCCCACAGAGUCAAAGUGAAGAGGAAGCUGGAGGGCAGUGUGCACCGAGCACCUCCGCAAGUGGGGCUAAAGAGCCUCCGAGGAGAAUGCGUCGGCUUUUAAGAAGAGCUUCAAGACAGAACACCAGGAGGGAUUGUACCCCGGGAGUGCCAGACGACCCUUUCAGGAUGGCGAAUGUGUUUUCUACUCUCCCGUGGGACUACAAAGUCGAAUUACCAGUGGUUUCCAGUAGCCUAGAUCGAGGUCAAGUGCCUCCUUUGGAGGAGCAUGAGUCUGUUCAAGCCAGUGAUGACUUGACACAGCAUCACCCCCCACGUGCUCCUCCGGGCAAGCAGUGGUCUUGCUCAUCCACACUGGCCAAGAAGAAGAAAUGGGUGCACAUGAACUUGUCUCACAUUGUGGGUGAAGGGCCAGACUCCUUUGAGCUGGAGGAGGUUCAGAGCUUUGAAGAAGAGAAUGGUAACCCUCUUGACCCGACUUCAAGAACUAUAGGCACUCAAGUGGACAGAGCAAACAGCUGUCAGUCUGACAGCAGCGGGUUUCUGGAGGAGCUACCGGAGCCCCCAACCCUUCAGGUGUCUUUCUUGACAGGCAGCCAGAGUCCCACUGAGAGUGCAGGUAGAGAACCAAGAGAUAAAGGCCACAGGCCAGUGACAUGGCAGGACCAUCAACCAGAGCUAGAUGGCUCUGAUUCCAAGAGCAUGGCGAGCAUGUCUUUGUCAAGCCAGGAUGGGGGUGUCUUGGAAGAAAAGACUUCUGCAUCCUUGGUGGAAGAAGAGCUUCAUCUAGAGACCACCAAGGGGCCAUCAGAGAUAGUCAACCCAGACAUGGCCCUCGCCAAGACUGUCACAGUGGGAGAAUACCCACGGGGUGUUGUUGGAACUGUAAUCACUUCUCCAUGUAUUAACACACUGGGCUUCAUGGUGACUCAUGUCACAGAAAAGGAGGGCAGGUCUCUGAGGCAUGAGGAAGCUGGGGAGGUACUGGUACAAAGGCACCACUUUGAGUCACAAAGGUCGUUGGGGAUUGAGCAGAAUCAAGAUAAUUUCUCUCAUGUAGACUCUGAGUCCUCAGGAACAGAGUUUAGCAUCAAAGUCCAUCCUGACAUUGGCCACAGCUUCUUGGCACAAGAGAGUCCACCACAGCACAUUUUCCAGCAUGCAGAAGGUGAUCUUGUUCAAAACUCUGAAAAAUCAACUCCCCACCUUGAUAAGCCACCUGGAGAUGUUCCCACUGACUCAAACGCUUUCAGCUCUAGGUCUGUGACAACCCAUAUGUCCUCCAACCUGGUGUCAGCUGCUCAGAGUGCUGUGGCCUUGGGGACUGAUUAUAAAGGAACAGCUUCAGAAGGCACUCCACGUGACCCUGGUACUACUACGGGACUGAGACUGCAGGCAGACGUGAGGCAGGUCAAUGAUGUUGCUGUUCAAACUUGUACCUGUGAAUCCUGCACACCCUGGCAUUACUGUUUUCCCUCACAUAACGAGGCCUUUAAUCAUCAGCCCUGGUCCCUUACCAAAUCAGUCUCUUUGGACACGGAUUUUCCUAGCACCUCCACAGCAGGCAUCUAUCACCUUGUACCUGCCCACUGUUAUGUCUGCUGUCAUCACUGUCCCCACUGCCAGGGGAGGAGGCCUAGCCCUGGCCCAGCACCCUCUGUCUAUUGGCAUCAUCUGUCCUCACAUGCAGAGGAUCCAGAUGCUCAGUUCUUGGAGACAAUGAAAGUACUUCAGGAUACUGCUAUGAGGGAUCUCUGUUCUUUCACAGUUCGUGAGAUGGAAGCCAUGAAGACAGUAUGCCACAGUUUCCGGGAGCAUUUAGAGGAAACUGAACAGCACUUCAUGGGACAGCAGGCACUCUUUUCCAGAGACAUGUCAGAAGAGGAAAGGGAAGAGGCUGAGCAACUGAAAACUUUACGAGAGGCCCUGAGGCAGCAGGUGGCAGAGCUGGCUUUUCAGUUAGGAGACCGAGCUCGGCAAAUCAAAGAAGGGAUCCUACUGCAGCUGGAACUUCUCUCGGAGGAACCACCUGAACGUUACACUGAUCUUCAACAAUGCGACUGGACCGAAAGCAAGCAUGACCAGAGUUUAUGUCCUCAAACCCACGUCGUGGCCCCUGAGCCUGCUGUUCCUCCCAGUAGUGGGCAACAGGCUUCCUGCUUACGGGUGACCCAGCUGCCUGCCCUUCUUCCACCCAACCUUGAGACCAGAAGGGAGAUGUCUCCCCAGUCACCAGCAAGUGCAGAGCCAGGUCCAGACCCUUGGUCAAGCUGUUCUUCUGGAGAGAAGGACUCUAGAUCAGAGUGGGUUUGA
Messenger RNA from Nannospalax galili (Upper Galilee mountains blind mole rat), 3301 nucleotides. It is a transcript of the gene Itprid1, whose product is annotated as ITPR interacting domain containing 1. NCBI's taxonomy places the organism in Eukaryota, Metazoa, Chordata, Mammalia, Rodentia, Spalacidae. The transcript is spliced from 16 exons. Gene Ontology annotation, molecular function: signaling receptor binding. The record is from RefSeq and is a predicted model, not a curated record. Bases 320 to 3301 code for a protein of 993 amino acids.